This is a messenger RNA of Armigeres subalbatus, 307 nucleotides long. RefSeq lists its product as uncharacterized. Lineage: Eukaryota; Metazoa; Arthropoda; Insecta; Diptera; Culicidae. The transcript has 2 exons. The record is from RefSeq and is a predicted model, not a curated record. The coding region runs from base 84 to 191 and encodes 35 amino acids.
CUCAACACAAUUUCGUUUCAUGUUUUGGAAAUUGCGGAUCGCAAAUUUGUAACUUUUUAAGUUAAUCAGAAUAUCGGAUUUUAAUGGAAGAUUUCAGUUAUUACGUUUACAUUUCGUUAACAUUGAUCCCCGUGUAUUUAGCCUUCAGAUUGAUCCAGUGGAUGGGGUGGGAACUUUUCGUAAAUAAUUAAACCAACGGAAAGUAAAACAGUGCAACGCCCAUUUAGAUACCAUAUAUUUUGUGAUACAGUAUUUCAUAGAUCAUGUUUGAUUUCAUCAAUAAAGCACGCAUUAUUCGAAUCUAAUA